Molecule: messenger RNA, 1289 nt
Organism: Amphimedon queenslandica
Lineage: Eukaryota; Metazoa; Porifera; Demospongiae; Haplosclerida; Niphatidae
Product: pyruvate dehydrogenase E1 component subunit beta, mitochondrial-like
Exons: 7
Coding region: 48-1154 (368 amino acids)
Biological process (GO): pyruvate decarboxylation to acetyl-CoA
Cellular component (GO): pyruvate dehydrogenase complex
Molecular function (GO): pyruvate dehydrogenase (acetyl-transferring) activity
Source: RefSeq, a predicted model, not a curated record
AAAGCAGCCACGCCCUGCUGAAUUUUAGCCACUCCCGUCCGUUACCAAUGGCUACCUUGUGUAAGACUGUCUCUCGUGUCUUCUCGUCCAGUUUUCUCUCGACUGGCAGGGCAAUAUGGAGCCUGAGGGCUAUAUCUACAACAAGAGCAUCCCUGGGGACAGAAAUGACGUGCCGCGACGCUCUCAACUCAGCAAUGGACGAAGAAUUGGAGAGAGACGACAGGGUGUUUCUGAUGGGAGAAGAAGUUGCUGAGUAUGACGGAGCAUAUAAAGUAACGAGAGGUUUAUGGAAGAAGUACAAUGACAGGAGAGUGGUUGAUACCCCCAUUACUGAAAUGGGUAUUGCUGGAAUAGCUGUUGGAGCUGCUAUGGCUGGGCUGAGACCAAUCUGUGAGUUUAUGACGUUUAAUUUCUCGAUGCAAGCCAUAGACCAGGUCAUCAAUUCUGCCGCUAAAACAUUCUACAUGUCAGCAGGAACGGUUCCUGUACCUAUUGUGUUCCGUGGGCCUAAUGGAGCAGCUGCGGGUGUUGCUGCACAGCACUCUCAAGACUUUAGCUCAUGGUAUGCACAUGUACCUGGACUUAAGGUUGUAUCUCCUUGCACUGCUGAGGAUUGCAGGGGAUUGCUGAAGUCAGCCAUUCGCGAUGAUAAUCCUGUUGUAGUCCUUGAGAAUGAGAUAUUGUAUGGAGCUGCUUUUCCUAUUUCUGAUGAAGCAAUGGACAAGAACUUUACGAUACCAAUUGGAAAAGCCAAGUUAGAAAGAGAAGGUAAUGAUUGUACUAUUGUCUCCUAUUCAAGAAGUUUGGUCGUUAGUCUCGAAGCAGCCGACAUAUUAGCUCAGAAAGGAAUUAAUUGCGAAGUAAUAAAUUUAUUGAGUCUCCGCCCACUGGACCGUGAUGCCAUCAUCAAUUCAGUGAUGAAGACUAACCACCUUGUGACUGUUGAGGGCUGCUGGCCACAGUUUGGAAUAGGGGCUGAAAUAUCUGCUUCAAUAGUAGAGAGCCCUGCUUUUGAUUAUCUUGAUGCUCCAAUAUACAGAGUCACUGGGGCUGAUGUCCCCAUGCCUUAUUCUCAUCCACUGGAGACAAGAUCAGUUCCACAGUCUGAUAACGUUGUACAGACUGUCCUAAAUAUGCUCAACAUAAGACAAUGAUAAUUGUCAUUAAAUGAGAGAGGGAGAGGGUUUUAUUGUUUUGCUGUUGUAGAAUAGACUAAUAAGUUUGCAGUUUUAUCAUUAUUGUCAAUUUUUGUCAUGUAGAUAGCUACAAAUUAUUUUUUUACUAAUAAA